Molecule: messenger RNA, 2709 nt
Organism: Lytechinus variegatus (green sea urchin)
Lineage: Eukaryota; Metazoa; Echinodermata; Echinoidea; Temnopleuroida; Toxopneustidae
Product: mesencephalic astrocyte-derived neurotrophic factor homolog
Exons: 4
Coding region: 486-1034 (182 amino acids)
Biological process (GO): dopaminergic neuron differentiation; neuron projection development
Cellular component (GO): endoplasmic reticulum
Source: RefSeq, a predicted model, not a curated record
GCAAGCAGCCUAGUACCAUUUCCCACCACAAAUCACAUCACAAUCAAUUAAAAAAUCGAUUCAAAUUUAUCUAAUUAAUUGGGCAAUUGUAUCCUGGCACACAGAACUAAAUGCUUACCUUGUGAAUUGCCACACAAGCAGUUGUUCCGCCAAAGUAAAUUCCUAUGGAGGCUGCCAUUUUGUUCCACAAAAUCACUGACCUCUUUCUUACGUCACAGCUGUUCGCCAAUCAAGCAUCGCCAAAUGUACCGUAAAAUACGGUAAAUGUACACGUGUAAUAGUGAGCUGCGCUGCUUGCUUGCCAGGCCAGUUGACAGUGCGGUGAUCUAAUGAAUCUAACGCCGAACUUGACGGGCAUUAGUUCUUGCACGUCUCGUUAGUAGAACAAGCUGUAUGCGUACGUCGUAUCAGCCAAAGCAGGAUUCGAUUUGGUCUUUGAGUUGGAGGAAUCUAAUAUUGUAACGUUACAAGGAGAGCGAUUCAUCAUGAAGGCUUCGUCACAGCCAAUGUGCUCAGCUAUUGUCUUUCUCUCGGUUAUGCUGAUGCAGUUUUUUGCAGAAGCCAAAAUAAAGGAAGGAGAGUGUGAUGUGUGUAUUUCUGUUGUAAAACACCUUGAAAGCAUCAUGACGAAUGAAGACAGAAAGAGUGAAGACAAGAUAGAGAAGAAGAUACGAAAGUACUGUAAGGAUGCCAAAGGAAAAGAAAACAGAUUUUGCUAUUACAUGGGAGGAACAGCAGAUGCUGCAACAGGCAUGUUGAAUGAUCUCAUCAAACCACUAUCAGUACCUCUCCCACCAGAAAGAAUUUGUGAGAAACUAAACAAGAAAGAUAGUCAGAUUUGUGAGCUCAAGUAUGAGAAACAAAUUGACUUUGAUUCUGUUGAUCUGAAGAAGCUCAGAGUGAAGGAACUCAAGAAAAUUCUAAGUGAUUGGGAAGAAGACUGCAAAUCAUGUAUAGAAAAGAGUGACUUUGUAAAGCGUAUUGAAGAACUCAAACCUAAGUAUGUCAAGCAGAAACCAAGAGAAGACUUAUAACUUGUGCUGUAAAUGAGUUUAGGUUAUUUAUUGGAAAAGAAAUUUGUAUUUUGUAUAGUUUUUCUAAUACAUCUUAUUCAUUCCUUACAUGAGCUGUUACACAAAGUUAAGUUUGACUUAAAAUCACUCUUAAAACCAAUAGUUUGCAAAGUCAUGCUGAAGAAGCAUCCAUUUCAGAAAACUAUGGUUGAUAUUUGAAUGCGAUACCUCAUGUGCAAUAGCACUAAGCAUGGUUUUUACUCAAACUUAAUCUCAAGGGGAAUCCAACCUUGAUCAGUAAAUGUUGCGCGAGAGGGAAAAUAAUAAAACAGAAUGGUGAAAGUUUGAAUGAAAUCAGACAAGCAAUAAGAAAGUUAUGGCUGUUUCAAAAUUGAAAAAUUAAGAUCAUGAAAAUUUCAAUUUGGCAACUGGGUAAGUAACAACUGACAAGUGGAGAGGACAACUUUCCCAUAGGCCAUGUACUUAAUUAUUAUAGAUUUUUGGUUUUCUCCCAAGUACCCAUUCCUCUCAAUAUAAAUAUUUGGAAAAAAAAAUUGUUGAAGAACAUAUAAAAUUUUAGCCAUUUAAUGUAUUGGAGUAAAUAGAAACUGAGUAGUCAUUGCCUACAUCACUAUGACAUCAUCACUGGCCAAUUUGAAGUAUCCAUAGGUAUAGUGAUUACCAAGUUUUACAACUUUUAAAAAUUCAUAGCUUUCUAAUUGUUUGUCCGAUAUUUAAAUUUUCACCUAUCUACUUGUCUGAUUAUUCUUUUUACUCUGAAACUUCUAUUUGGGUUGGAUUCUGCUUUAAUAAAACUCCAUGUGAGAUAGUUGCUAGUUGUGUUACAGUCAACUCUGCCUCUAAAUAAUUUACAUGACUUAAACUCAACAAAUGAAGACUGAGAGGUUUACUAUAAUUACAAGAUGGCUCUUUGAAUUUCCUCAUCACACAAGAAAUGCGUAUUUCAGGGUAAUAUUUGGUAAUGUUCUAACCAAAAGAGGUAAAAUCCAGCUACAAAAAUAUGUAGCAUUUUGUUUCAUACUGAAUAAUUCACAAUAUGCAAGGGUAUGAGAGCCUGUUCUGAAAAAUAGUCUGAAAUACACAUUUCAUGGUACUUUCAAUAAAUUGCACGUCUUCAUUUGUUAUUACUAUUAUCAAAAUGAUGUAAAAAAAAAUCUUAAAAGUGAUGUUAAUACAGAAUUAAAAUCCCAAAAAUAAAAAAAAAUGUGAGAUUUUACACAAUAGUACAACUCACUCAGUCUCUCAAUAAAGCUCUCUGUACUCACUGGUAUCAUAUGAAAGUUUUUAAUCUUGUUUUUGUGUGUAAAAGUCAAAAUGUAGAAAGAAAAGAGGAAUGACUGUAAAAAGGUCAAUGUGAAUCUUUGCAUUCAUGGCCAAAGCUGUGCUCUACCCUUACAGUAUGGAUUUUACAAGACAGAUUUGAAUAAUCUUGAUCUAUUAACUGAGAUACCUUACGUUUCAAUGAAUAUUGAACUGUUUAUAUGAAAGUACUUGCUAUGUUCCAAAUAUUUCAUAAUAGCAUCAGUGCAUUGUUUGAAUCAUUGAAAUUUUCUUUGAAAGUAGUGUUCUUCAUGACUGACAUCUUGAAGGGAUUCCAUCCAACCUUUACCAUUAUAUUAAAGAAAUGUUUUUAUGAAAGGAGAAAAAUAAGAAAAUCAUGCAUGUUGAUAAGCUA